Messenger RNA from Branchiostoma floridae (Florida lancelet), 2524 nucleotides. Its product is annotated as TBC1 domain family member 13-like. The record is from RefSeq and is a predicted model, not a curated record. Gene Ontology annotation, biological process: activation of GTPase activity; intracellular protein transport. The transcript is spliced from 10 exons. Gene Ontology annotation, molecular function: GTPase activator activity. NCBI's taxonomy places the organism in Eukaryota, Metazoa, Chordata, Leptocardii, Amphioxiformes, Branchiostomatidae. The coding region runs from base 1 to 1050 and encodes 349 amino acids.
AUGUAUUUUGACCAGAGCGGUCCGCCCCAUUUGUUUCCCCGAAGCCAGGAAGGAGGCGUGCUGUGGUGUGACUCAAUCUUUUUGAUCGGACGCUGCAACUCAAGAAAGCAGAAGUUCUGUUCAGUUUUAGCCAAGACUUCGGAGGAAGAGGCCAUAGUUUUAAGCCUUGCCAAGACGGGAGAACAUGAGGGACAAAGCGGGAGUGGCCAUUUUGCUGGCAGUGGUCGCCUCUGUUGUGCAUGCACAGACAGGCGGUUGUGUCCGGACAUCUCAUUUUUCCAGCAGGCGACGGACCACCCGUGCGAGCGGCUGGUAAACGCGGACAGCGGGAUUGAAACGCUGCGGAAACGUGUGGAGCACACAAUACUGAAGGCAGUGAAUAUCGGAAGAACCGGCUGGGCAUUACCGUCACAAACACGGAAAGUUGCAGUGGGAGAAUAUGAGACGUUACCUGAGGGACAGGAGGCACACUGGGAGGUCGUGGAGAGAGUUCUGUUCCUGUACGCUAAACUCAACCCCGGGCAGGGAUACGUGCAGGGGAUGAACGAGAUCAUCGGGCCGCUGUACUACGUCUUUGCUUCAGAUCCCAACAAGGAGUGGCAAGAGCAUGCGGAGGCCGACACCUUCUUCUGUUUCACCCACCUGAUGUCUGAGAUCAGGGACAACUUUAUCAAGAUGCUGGACGACUCGGCCUCGGGCAUCGGCUCCUCCAUGCAGAACGUCUUAACUCUUCUUCAGAAGCACGACCAGCAACUCUGGAGAUGUCUGGAGGACCGAGGUGUCAGGCCGCAGUUUUACCUCUUCAGAUGGCUGACCUUACUGCUGUCCCAGGAGUUCAAAAUGCCAGAUGUGAUCCGAGUCUGGGACUCGCUGUUCGCAGAUCGGCGGAGGUUCGACUUUUUGUACUGUGUGUGCUGUGCCAUGAUCAUCUGCAUCCGUAGCCGGAUUCUGGAAGGGGAUUUCUCCGACACCAUGAGGACACUACAGAACUACCCAGAUGGAGACAUCCACGUUGUCUUGAGGAAAGCUGUGGAGAUCUGUCCGUCUUGAGACAUGCUGCAUCUUAGACACACGUCUUAGACACGUUCCCUGCAGACACGCCCCUUUCUUAGCCCCUCUUGAUAUCUCCCUUUUCUAAGACAUGUUCCUUGGACCUUCAGUCUUUGAGACAUGGCUUCUUAUACCAGAAAGUUUCUGCCAUCUUUAUCACUGUAAAACCUUCUACAUUUAAGACUCCUUCCCAUGUCAUUGAGGCUCCUUACCGUGUCAUCUUCAGUUCACCAGCAAUGUCCCAGAUUACCAACCUGGUUUGCGUCUGUUUGCCUUUUAAGUUUUAUCAUCUUCAAACAUUUUUAUCAUUCUUUUAUCUGAACAGCAGAAGCUGUGGGAUUUUGGAAGUUUUUUUAGGUCCGAAUAAAGUGGAUAGAUUUAAUGAUACAAUAUCAGCCUCCGGCAUCUGACUAUAUUUUCUGUAACUGUUUGUACUAAGGUACAGACCUUCCCCUCAUUUUAAUGUCAGAUAGCAGUUGUUCUUGCAGCUGGAUAUGAUUUUGGAAAGUUUCAGGUAACUUCCACUAUCUUUUGCCAUUGACACUGAGUAGACUUGUUGAGAGCCAGUUUUAUGUCAAGAACGUCUUUUGCUCUUGCUAUUCCAGUUCAGUGUUACUUGUUCAUCCUAUAAGCAACAAAUUGGCUUUUUAAAAACAAUCUCAGGCCUGGUUAGUGCCGAAAAACUGGAGGUUUUUCCCUUUUCUUUGUAACAAAAUACCUGUAAACUACAUCGAGAAGUAUCCAGUGUUUCUCAGUGUUUAUGUAACAUUCUACAUUUGCCACAUUUUGCCACUUUCUGUAGACCAAGCAUGCCUGUAUCAAGUUACAUUAAGCACUGUAUCAGAUAAAUUUAAGUAACAUUUUCUUAUUUUCUCAAUGACUUAAUUUGGUAAUACCUCCAUUAUGAAUUUGCUGAUUACAAUAAUCUCUAUGCUGUAUCAGUUAUUCAGACUAUGUAGGAAUCCUUCACUGCACAAAUUCUGCAAGCAAUAUUUUAAAGGGAAGUUUUUAAUCACCAUAUUGAAAGCGAAAAUUAAAGUUAAAUGGGAUUUUUGCCUGUGCUGCCUGUAUCAAACUAGCUUGUACAUGUGGCAGAUUUAUUUACAAACAACAAUCUUGGUAAUUUAAGGAGUUUCUUAUACAUUGAUGUUUUUGUAGAAAACUGAAGAAAAUUAUCCUGAAGGAAACAAGUUUUGAUAAGAUGUGGAAAGUUAGCAAUCAGCUCAGAUCAACCAUUUUUAGCGUGUAAAAUGGCCAGUUUGUCUUGAAAUUGUACAGGUAGAAUUGAUUUAUUUUAACUUCAGCUUAAUGUUGUUUCUGAUCUUGCUUUUCAUUUUAAUUUUAUUUGAGAUUCUGCUCUAUUUAGUUACACCUGUAUACUGUAUCUUUCUAUAUGGAGGAUAUUUUACGAUAUUAUUCACCUGUACAGGAAAUGAUGAAGGUCAUGAGAUAUGACAAUAAAUGAAGGAAACUG